Messenger RNA from Trichomonas vaginalis G3, 2115 nucleotides. RefSeq names its product ribonuclease inhibitor domain-containing protein. The coding region runs from base 1 to 2115 and encodes 704 amino acids. NCBI's taxonomy places the organism in Eukaryota, Parabasalia, Trichomonadida, Trichomonadidae. The record is from RefSeq and is a predicted model, not a curated record. The transcript has a single exon.
AUGAGAGGUGGAUCUUGGAGAAUAUCUGGAAAAAUUCCAAACCCACUUCAUACAUUUCAAGCAUCUAAGCUUUCAUAUGAAAACAAGAAACUUCAUAAAAUCCCAGAAAUUCCAAAUGAUGAUUUCACGAUGCUUGUACUAGCAAGUAAUCCUCUCAAAACUUUUAAUGGACUCAAUUCAUAUGAAAAUUUACACGAGUUAAGUGUAAAUAAAACUAAGAUUGAGACAUUUGAGGGAGCUGUAGAGAUACCUCAUCUGCAAAAGUUCACAUGCUAUCAAGCCCCUCUUGAAAAGAUCAAUUACUUACGCAUCAUGGCAAUAAUUGCUUUUGGAAAAUCUUUGAUUGUCGUUAACAAUGUCCCAAUUCCAGAAAAAGAGAGGCAAUUUGCUGACCAGUAUGCAGAUACUAUCAGGACAUACAUUCAGUCUGGAUUUGUUAUCACAUCAAUGAACCCUCUCCGUAUCCAUAAUCCAAAGACUAAAGAAAGGAAGACAUUCUACAAGGAGAAGGGAGCAGAGAACGAAUCAUUUAGCCCAGACAGAAUUGCUCUUCAAGUCCCAUUAAAGAAAUUCUCAUUUGGUUCUCCAAAAGCAUUUUCUGCCAGAGGAAAAUCUACAAGAACAUCAGAUACUACCGAUCCCGCAUCGGAUUUGGGAUCACCAGGCAUAACCAAAGCUGAAUCUGCUUCUCAAGUUAAGCUUGAUAACUCAGAAUACAUCAAAAAAGCUCAAGUCCAAUUUGAGAAGGAGAGCCUUGAGAAGAAGCCAAGGAAAUCAUCCGGAGCCGAAGAAGGCGACGUAAAGACAAGAGAUCUUCCAUUCAGCACCGAAAUUACAUCAUUGACCGAAGAUAAAGAAAUCUUAGUUGUCACUGAUGACGAAGACAAAAAGGAUACUGAAGAUCACUCAGGAAGUGCACCAUCUUCAGGCAGAAAGAGGAGAGGUUCGAUUAAUCUUGUUACAGCUCCUGUUCUCAAGUUAGACAGCGAUGAUGAUGACGAUGAUCCACAUAUGGUCAGACGCAGACUCGGUUUACCAGAAGACCACAACAAUAACAAAGAAAAUAAUAAUUCAACCGACAAACAAGCUCAACGCAAGUCAUCUAUUGCUCCACAAACUACAGUUAAUACUUCCGCUAAGGAAGAAGAGGAUGAGUACGAGUAUUACUACGAAGAAGACCUCAACGAAAUUUUGACACAAACAGCUUACAGCGAAGCAAUGAACAUUGUUCCUCCAAUCAGAAAGGUUACCAAAGCAGGAAGUAAGGAAGAAGGAAUUCGCCUUGAAAAAGAUCUCGAAAUCAGUACUUCUUUGGAUUCUCUCAUUCCUCCACACAGAGUUACUAAAGAUAAUAGCGACGAAGAAAGCCGCGAAUUGGUCAACUCGUUCCUUGUUACUUCAAACGUAAACGAAGAAGAUGAUCAAAGAAUUAAAGUCGAAAACGAGGAAAGCAAAGAAGAAACAACUCCAAAGGAAGAUUCCAAGCUUGCCAAUGAAGAAAUUGAGAAGCCAAAGGAAGAAAUUCCAAAGGUUGAAGAGGAAGAAGAAAAAGUGGAAGAAAAGAAGGAAGUCGAAGAAGAAAAGACGAAAUCUAUAGAUAUUAAUAGCACAGAAGCUAGAAAAUCGUUAGAACUCUGUAUUCAUAUUCCAAAACUUAUCGGUGAAGCCACUGUUGAAGAAACUCCGAAGAAGGAUGAACUCGAACCAGUCCCAGAAGAAGAUGAGGACGAAGAAGGCCUCCCAAUUAUUGAUGAUGCUUCUGAUGAAGAUAAUAACAUUUUAAUGGACGAGGAACCAGAACCAGUAAAGAAACCAGAACCAACUCCAGAACCAGCACCAGAGCCAGCCAAAGAAGAGGAAAUGGCUCCAGAAAAAGAAGAAGAAAAGAUUGUUGAAGAAAAGCCUAAAGAAGAAGAGAAACCAGCAGAAAAGGGUGCUAAAGAAGGCGAUAAGGAUGAUGAUUUCGAUCUAAACGGCGGAAAGAAAAUUGAUAUUUUCAAAGUUGAAAGACCAGAGCGCAAGAAAGCUGAUUUUAAGCUUCCUGAGUGGAAGAGAGAAAAGAUUCACUUCGAGAAAACGCCAGAAAUAGAUUCUGACGCUUUAUUGUUUUUCUGA